Molecule: messenger RNA, 429 nt
Organism: Pseudozyma flocculosa PF-1
Lineage: Eukaryota; Fungi; Basidiomycota; Ustilaginomycetes; Ustilaginales; Ustilaginaceae
Exons: 6
Coding region: 1-429 (142 amino acids)
Biological process (GO): mRNA splicing, via spliceosome
Cellular component (GO): U4/U6 x U5 tri-snRNP complex; U5 snRNP; spliceosomal complex
Source: RefSeq, a predicted model, not a curated record
AUGUCGUACCUGCUUCCUCACUUGCCCUCCGGCUGGCACGUCGACCAGGCGAUCCUGUCGGAAGAGGACCGGGUGGUCGUCAUCCGCUUUGGCCACGACCACGACCCGGUGUGCAUGCAGAUGGACGAGACACUGUACAAGAUCUCGACGGCGGUGCAGAACUUCGCCGUCAUCUACCUGGUCGACAUUACGCAGGUGCCAGACUUCAACAAGAUGUACGAGCUGUACGACCCCUGCGCCGUCAUGUUCUUCUACCGCAACAAGCACAUCAUGAUCGACCUCGGGACGGGCAACAACAACAAGAUCAACUGGGCCAUGACGGACAAGCAAGAGCUGAUCGACAUUGUCGAGGUCGUUUAUCGCGGUGCGAGCAAGGGUCGCGGUCUGGUCGUCAGCCCCCGAGACUACUCGACAAGGCAAAAGUACUGA